AUGGCUUCGGACCUUCCUUCCCUGCAGGUUGAUCUCACUGGGCUUGGCCAAAUGAUGAUGACUAUGGGUGCUGGCGGCCUCAAGAAACUGGCUUCAUCUGGAAUAGAUAUCCACACAAUCGGCUCCAUGUAUGCUUUGGGGCAGUUGGCACCAGCAUGUCAGGAUUUCCGCAAUCGACUUCAUAAAGCCCGACAAGAGCAGAGAAAAGAGCAGUGGUGGAUAGGAUUGGUUGAGUUGGGUGCCGGAACCAAUUUUGUCCUCGAUGAGUUUCUCAAGACGCGCGCCGGCGAGAAUGUCAUCAGCCUUUUGACACCAAUCAUUUCAGUUUUGGACGAUCAAGGCUCAAGCACACUUAUGUCAAGUCUUUUUGAUCACAUGAAAGCCCCUCUCGAAGAUAUUCCCGGAACGGGAAGACUCCAAGCUAUACGCUCUAUUGCUCUUCCUAUCGCACGCAAACUCGGCUUCGCUGAGCGUCUGGCAGAAAUGCAUCGCUGGCUAGGCUCCAACAGAUUCCGGGCUGAAGGUGGUCCAGUUGACCUUCCAUUGAACGAUGCUGUCCCCGCCACCGAGACUGCUGUGGUUGUUAUCACGGCUCUUACUACGCUUAUGGUGCAGUCUCACAACAAGACCAAACGUCUGGUGUUCUGUGGCGUGCGUGGAGCCGCUUGGGUACUUGUGUAUGCCUCUCUGGUUUUGGGACUCGGUGUUUGCCUGGUUGAUAAGGAGGGAGUGCCCGUACCUGUCACGCAACCGUACAGCUCUGCAGUAGUUCUGAUCAUCCCUUCGAAACCGGAGAAAGUUAAGCUGCAGACUUUGAUCACGUCAACGGACCAAUUGAUUGAGGAACCUCAGUUACUAAGCAGUACUCUGGGUAUGAACUGGCUGGUUUCCUGUGGUCCAGAGGGUAUCAACCUCUUUUCGCUCAUCUGUGGCUGCGAUUUGACGGAUCACUCACAGAUUGGUUCAGUCAUUUUCACUAUCGCCAUGGAGUACAUCAAACAAUACGAGGAUGGGUUGCACAGGAACGGCGAAUGCCCCAUCAUGCCGGAGUCCCUAGUCAACAGCAAAUCUUAUCAGUGGUGCGCCACGGAGACGAGCCAACAGAAAAGUCAUCGCGUGCGGCUCGUUUUAAAUCGAUUUGGCAUAAUGGGCCCAUACACUCAACUCGACGACGUGUUCUCGAACCACCUUCACCAUGUACCGCCUUGGGAUGGGGAGGAGGAACAUGAAGCAUAUAUCAGUAUCACAGAUAACUUCUUCCAGCACCUGGGAUCUGUUACCAUUCAGGGCUCUAUCAUGCAAAUUGCGGAGCCCUGGGCAUAUUCUCCUGCCCAUCAGUCCAAGCUAAGAAAGCGUGACUGGAAGGAUAUCAUCAGAGCACUGUCUUUUGUUGCCGCAGUGCUCUCACAAUCUAACUGGGCGGAGGGGUCUGGUAACUUAUGCUACGAGACAUUGAAGAAAGUUGCAUUUGGCUCCGGCCUCAAGGGUAUGAACCAUAAGGAACGACAACUCCAAGAUACCAGCGAGGAGUGGCUCUGGAAUCUUUAUUACAUUGGAGCCAUAAAAGACCUUAUCAUGGAGCUGGACAUCCACCUGGAAGAAUGGGAGAAUGAAACCGAAAUGAUACGAAUCGGCCUAGAUAUGAGAUUGGCCCAGGGAGAUUUGUUCUCGACGGGGAACGGAGAAGAAUGA
This is a messenger RNA of Sordaria macrospora k-hell, 1692 nucleotides long. RefSeq lists its product as uncharacterized. NCBI's taxonomy places the organism in Eukaryota, Fungi, Ascomycota, Sordariomycetes, Sordariales, Sordariaceae. The record is from RefSeq and is a predicted model, not a curated record.